UGGUGGGGAGAGUAGAGCCCGGCUGAGGCUGGGGGUCCUCUAGUUCCAACCCCUCUACUCUCUCCCUCUUAGGGGUGGGAUUCCCUAGUUCUCGGACACCUCUCCUCUCGGCUCCCCUGACUGGGGAUGCCCCUUAAGGGGCUGCGGGUCUCCCCUAAGUCUGACCCCUCCACUCUGCCCCACCAGGCCAAGAGUGGGGCCGUCUAGCUCUCUCCUCCUUCCGAUCUCCACCCCGAACUGCGGCACUCCUGAAUGGGCUGUGAGGGGCCCCUAGCUCUGAUCCCUCCCAGGCCGGGGGUGCCCCUUGACCCCUCUGCCUUCCCCCAGGGCUGGCCGGGGAUGCCCUGCUUCUGCCCCCAUGGAGCUGAAGGUAUGGGUAGACGGAGUCCAGCGUGUGGUCUGCGGUGUUUCCGAGCAGACCACCUGCCAGGAGGUGGUCAUCGCCCUGGCCCAAGCCCUAGGGCAGACUGGCCGCUACGUGCUCAUCCAGAGGCUCCGAGACAAGGAGCGGCAGAUGCUGCCCCAGGAAUGCCCGGUGGGAGCCCAGGCCACGUGUGGACAGUUUGCCAAUGACGUUCAGUUUGUCUUACGGCGGACAGGGCCCAGCCUGGCCGAACGGCCUGCUUCGGACCCCUGUCUUCCCCCAGAGCGUUCCCCUGUGCGGGCCAGCCUUCCCCCAAGGCCCCGGCCCCCACCCCCCCACGAUCCCCAUGUGGGGUCCCGCCCCCAGGAAGGCUGCCCAGUAGGGGUGGGAGGGGAGCUGUGGGGCCUGGAGCUCCUGAUUCAGAGCAAUGAGGCCGAGCUGGGGCAGGAGGGCUUCUGGGAGGAGGAGCUCCAGCGGGAGCUGGCGCAAGAGCUAGCACAGCAGGGCCACAUGCAGCAGCUGCAGGCAGCCACUGAGGAGUGUGCCCGGCAUCUUCGUGAGCUGGAUGCCCAGGCCCGAGCCCUAGAGGAGGAGAUCAGCUGGUGCCAGCAGCGGCAGCAACAGCAACAGCCGCAGGUGCCGAGCCCCCGGAGACCUCAGGAUGAGGUUGCGGCUGCCCGGCUCCACCAGGACCUACAGGCCCAGGCCCUGCAGAGCCAGAGGCUCGAGAGCAGCCUCGCCAGCGUAGGCCGAGCCCUGGCUGAGGCCGAGCAGAGCCUGCAGGCCCAGGCCCAGGAGGUACUAGAGCUGAACAAAGAGCUUCGCCAAUGUAACCUGCAGCAGUUUAUCCAGCAGGCAGGGACUUCGCUGCCCCCACGGCUCCAGGGCUCCGAGCCCGGCCCAGCCUCCCCAGGAUUGCAGCAGGGCCCUCCAGCCUCUCCAACAAGCUCAUCCCACGCUUUCCCGAGAUGCCCAGCCUGAGCCCUGAAGGACGUGUGAGUCUGGCUGCCUCUGCUGCUCUAGGAAGAGGGCAGGGAGAAAUGCCCUCUAAGAAGGGAGCCCGUGUGCCCGCCUGGCUGGCAUCUGCCUCGUCCACCAGUCUUCCUCCUCAUCACUGCUCAGCUGCUAGGCCCAUGGCAGCCCAUCCCCUCUUGGAGAGUGAGGGUGGGUGGACAGGACACUCUGGCUAGGCUCCAGCUGUGCCUGGGGCCGGCACAGUCAUCUUCCUCCCAGAGGCAGCUCGUGUGGGCCCUGAGGCCAUGCCGAAGAUGGUCCCUGCCAGGCCAAGGGCCCCACAUCCCAGAGCAGUUCAGCUGGGCCAGGAGGCAGCCAGCGUGUCCCCUGAUCCUGGUCCUGCUGCUCUGGUUGGAGAUGAGAGAAGGAUCACGGACAUCUUUCCCAUCCUGCCCGACCAAGCUGGGGCAGGAGUCAUGGUGCCGUUCCACUCACUGGAGGGAGACCCAUGGACAGACACGCUUGUCACCUCUGCCUGGCGCUUCCUUCCUUCCACCCCUAAGAUGUGGCCAGGAAACUAGGAGGACCGGGGGGGGGGGGGGGGGGGGCCGGCAUCCCAUCUCCCUGCUUUGUGUGCAGGGGUGGUGAGAUCCCCCAGAAUAAAUGGACCCAAAGUAUGCCGUA
Molecule: messenger RNA, 2002 nt
Organism: Gracilinanus agilis (Agile Gracile Mouse Opossum)
Lineage: Eukaryota; Metazoa; Chordata; Mammalia; Didelphimorphia; Didelphidae
Gene: RASSF7
Product: Ras association domain family member 7
Exons: 4
Coding region: 359-1345 (328 amino acids)
Biological process (GO): signal transduction
Source: RefSeq, a predicted model, not a curated record